Molecule: messenger RNA, 2069 nt
Organism: Cicer arietinum (chickpea)
Lineage: Eukaryota; Viridiplantae; Streptophyta; Magnoliopsida; Fabales; Fabaceae
Product: protein NRT1/ PTR FAMILY 4.6
Biological process (GO): transmembrane transport
Cellular component (GO): membrane
Molecular function (GO): transmembrane transporter activity
Source: RefSeq, a predicted model, not a curated record
AUUUAAUUGUUAAAUGGUGUUAAUUUGUGUGAUGACCAUUUUGCCCAAUUUGAAGCCUUCUUAGCUCCACCUCUUUAAAUCUCUCACAAUCUCCCCUUAACUAUCGAUACAUCACUACAAGAAAAAAGCAAGCAACCAUAGUGAUGGAACUAGAAGUACCCCAAAUGACAAGAUGGGAAGGCUAUGUAGACUGGAGGAACAAGCCUGCCCUUAGAGGUCGCCAUGGAGGCAUGCUUGCAGCCUCCUUCGUUCUUGUUGUGGAGAUAUUGGAGAAUCUAGCGUUUUUGGCCAAUGCAAGCAAUUUGGUUUUGUAUCUAAGGGAGUAUAUGCAUAUGUCUCCUUCAAAAUCAGCUAACAAUGUAACCAAUUUUAUGGGAACAGCUUUUCUUCUUGCUCUCCUUGGUGGUUUUUUGUCGGAUGCAUUUUUCACCACUUAUCAUGUCUACUUGAUAAGUGCAGUUAUUGAGCUCUUGGGUCUAAUUGUACUAACCAUACAAGCUCAUGUUCCUUCACUAAAGCCAACAAAAUGUGAAGGAGAAACUCCAUGUGAAGAAGUUAAUGGUGGAAAAGCAACAAUGUUGUUCGCCGGUCUCUAUCUCGUGGCUCUCGGAGUUGGAGGAAUUAAAGGAUCGCUUCCAGUGCACGGCGGCGAACAAUUUGAUGAAUCAACACCAAAUGGAAGAAAGCAUAGAUCAACAUUCUUCAACUACUUUGUGUUCUGCCUAUCAUGUGGUGCACUUAUUGCUGUUACUUUUGUUGUUUGGGUUGAAGAUAAUAAAGGUUGGGAAUGGGGUUUUGCAAUAUCAACUAUUAGCAUAUUUUUGUCUAUUCCUGUUUUCUUGGCUGGCUCUACAACUUACAGGAAUAAGGUUCCUUCAGGAAGUCCACUUACAACCAUUCUAAAGGUUGUUGUAGCAGCAUCACUAAACAUCUGCACCAACAGAAACUCUAGCAGUUCUGUUAUGAACAUGUCAUCUAGUUCUUUUUAUCCAAACUCACAAACAGAUCCAUCAACCUUAAAAACAACAACAUCAACUGAAACAAACCAAACACAAUCCUUCAAAUUCCUCAACAAUGCAAUCACAAACAAACCAAUCCAUCCAUCACUCCAAUGCACAAUCCAACAAGUAGAAGAUGUCAAAACAGUACUUAAAAUACUACCAAUAUUUGCUUGCACAAUCAUGCUCAACUCUUGCUUAGCUCAACUAUCAACAUUCUCAAUUGAACAAGCUUCCACAAUGAACACAAAACUUGGUUCCCUUAAUGUUCCACCAGCUUCAUUACCAAUUUUUCCUGUCCUGUUUUUAAUGAUCCUAGCACCAAUUUAUGAUCACGUCAUAAUACCUUAUGCUAGAAAAUUACCCAAAUCAGAAAUGGGAAUAACACAUCUCCAAAGAAUUGGAAUUGGAUUAAUAUUAUCUAUAAUAGCAAUGGCAGUGGCUGCACUUGUUGAAAUUAAAAGACAAAGGGGGGUGCAAAUAGCAAAUAUCUCAAAACCAUUACAAAUUUCAGUUUUUUGGAUAGCUUUUCAGUACUUGUUUCUUGGUUCAGCUGAUCUUUUCACUUUAGCUGGAUUAUUGGAGUUUUUCUUCUCAGAAGCACCUUCAAGUAUGAGAUCUUUGGCUACAUCACUUUCUUGGGCUUCUUUGGCAUUAGGAUAUUAUCUUAGUUCAAUGAUUGUGUCUUUGGUUAAUGGUGUUACUGGUAAUAAUGGUCAUAAACCAUGGUUAUCUGGUGCUAAUCUUAAUUACUAUCAUUUGGAGAGAUUCUAUUGGCUUAUGUGUUUGCUAAGUGGAUUGAAUUUUCUGCAUUAUUUGUAUUGGGCUGUCAGGUACAAAUAUAGAGGGAGAGGGAGUGGUAAUGAAUGAAGGAAAUGGAAAAUUUUCAAAAGUUGUAUAUGAAGUUAUCAACACUUUGGUUUAAAUGUUCAUUUAUCAAAAUUUUGCCAAGUCAAUCUUAGGAAGCUGUUGUGUAUAAUUGACUGCAAUAUAUAUAUAUAUUGGCACACACUUGUAAUAAUUUGUAACUCUUUUGGUUACUAUUAUUAGUGAAAGCAAAUGGUUUCUAUA